Molecule: messenger RNA, 6737 nt
Organism: Anopheles stephensi (Asian malaria mosquito)
Lineage: Eukaryota; Metazoa; Arthropoda; Insecta; Diptera; Culicidae
Gene: Spt6
Product: transcription elongation factor SPT6
Exons: 7
Coding region: 608-6184 (1858 amino acids)
Biological process (GO): transcription elongation-coupled chromatin remodeling; nucleosome organization; transcription elongation by RNA polymerase II
Cellular component (GO): transcription elongation factor complex
Molecular function (GO): histone binding; nucleosome binding; DNA binding
Source: RefSeq, a predicted model, not a curated record
AACAGAAAAAAAACCGAGCGAUCCAACAUGGCCGAUCCAAAACUUUGUGGUACAUCGUGGUGAAUCGCCGUCGGACGGCAUUUUUUCAUAUUUUAUUGUGUUAAGCGUAGAAAAAGUGAGCCAAAUAACGCAUCUGAACGCAACCCAAAGUAAAACGUAACACGCGAAAGCGUUUGACCUCGCGCGAAGGCUUGUGUCGCGUGUGUCGAAGUGUACUAUUUGAUAGCUGAUUGUCCCAUAGCAGGGAACGCGCGACUUGAUGCAUCAUCGCUGUCGGCAUCGAUUUCAACGUUGCACUUUCCAGCUUCGGGGGUCGCUUUGCAGCGGUCUUUGAACUCACUACAUCAGCUGGUCCAACAACCGCGUGCCGCACGGUGGUGGUUCAUUAGGAUACAGCGUAAAAUAGCACAACCGAACUGGGGCUUCUGUGUUUUUGCGUUGUGUCAUCAAAGAAAGUGAAGGGGUUACCCGUAGCAGGUAGUGCGGGAAGAAGUGAAGGGCGGUUUUCUUCUUCUCAGUGAAAACCUCUCGAAAGAAAACCACCUGAGCAGGAGGCUCGGUUACAUCCGGAGCUACUUGAGAUUCGAAGCAAACCCCGGUAGAAGAGAUGGCCGAUUUCAUCGAUUCAGAAGCGGAGGAAAGUGAGGAGGAGGAGGAGUUGGAACCACAUGAGCGUAAAAAGCUAAGAAAAAAUAAGGCCGUUUCGGACAGCGAGGAUGAGGAAGAAGACGAUGAAGACCGAUUGCGCGAGGAACUGAAGGAUCUGAUCGAUGAUAAUCCGAUCGAGGAGGAAAGCGACAAUGACGAUUCGGACGAUGGUUCCGAAGGAGGGCACCAGAAGCGCAAGAAAAGCGACGACGAGCUGGACGAUCGGCUCGAGGACGAAGAUUACGAGCUGAUCGAGGAGAAUCUGGGCGUCAAAGUCGAGCGGAAACGCUUCAAGCGCUUGAAAAAGUUUACCAACGACGAUGGGAGCGAUGGCGAGUCGGGCGAUGAGGGCAUGAUACGGGAAACGAUCGAAAAUCGCCUGUUCGAUGCCGCAUCCGACGAUGACGAGGAGCGUGCCUCGGAUCACGACGGAGGUGGCCAGCGCGAUACGAUGGCGAACGUGCGCGAGCACUACGACGAGGAGGAGGACGAAGAAUCGGACGCGGACGAUUUCAUCGUGGAUGAUGACGGUGUGCCGAUCAGCGAUAAGCGCAAAAAGCGUCGACACAUCUUUACCGAUGCAUCGCUGCAGGAGGGGCAGGACAUAUUCGGGGUGGAUUUCGAUUACGAUGAGUUUGAGAAGUACGACGACGAGUACGAGGAAGGUUCGGAAGCGGAGGAUGAGUACGAGGAGGAGCAACUGGAGCAGGUCGAUCGUCCGAGUGGUGGGGAUCGGGGCAAAAAGGCUAAACCGGCCGCCCGGAAGCGAAUGUUGAAAAAAUCCAUCUACGAAAUUUACGAACCGAGCGAACUGAAGCGUGGUCAUUUUACCGAUAUGGACAACGUGAUCCGGAAGCUCGACGUGCCGGAACGAAUGCAGCUGCGAGACGUCCCGGUGACGGCGGUGCCGGAAGGUUCGAACGAGCUGGACGAGGAAGCGGAAUGGAUCUAUCAGCAAGCGUUCUGCAAGCCGCACGUCUCCGACCAGGGCACGGUAACGCGCAAGCCUCCCUCGAACGUGCCGAAAAUUAAGCAUACGCUAGAUUUUAUGCGCAACCAGCAUCUGGAGGUCCCGUUCAUUGCCUUCUACCGGAAGGAGUACGUCCAGCCGGAUCUGAACAUUAACGAUCUGUGGAAGAUCUACAAGUUCGACUCGAUGUGGUGCCAGCUGCUGGGGCGCAAAACUUCACUCCAGCGGUUGUACGAGAAUAUGCGCAACUAUCAGUUGGACAAGCUGAUGGAAAACCCGGACGCACCGAUACCGGAGGAUAUGCGCGUGAUCCGGGACGAAGAUCUAGCCCGGCUGCGUUUGGUACAGUCACACGAAGAGCUGAAGGAUGUGCAUCUACACUUUUUGCUCUAUUAUGCGCACGACAUUGCGCCGAUGCGGACGCGGCUGCGCGAAAAAUCACGUCAGUCGAUGCAAUCGGUGUCAAAGAAAGCUUCCGCUGCGAAGAAGAAAAGCACCGAGGAUGGGGAAGGCGAUGAGAACGAGGUCGAGGAGAAUGGAGAUGAGGAGGAUAAGGAUCUGGGGGAGGAGGAGGAGGAAGAAAAGCCAAAAGGAGCCGGAGGAUCACGGGAGGACGCUAAAGCGGAUCAAGGUGGGAAGGACCGUGUACGGCUGAACAUUGACAUUGGUCCGUACGAGAUCUGUCGGAAGCGUGGACUGACAGGGCUGACGAAACGGUUCGGCCUAACGCCGGAACAGUUUGCGGAGAACGUGCGGGACAGCUACCAACGGCACGAGGUAGAGCAGGAAACGAAGGAACCGCUCGAGGUGGCCAAAGAAUACAUGGGCACGACGUUCGAAUCGCCCGAGGAAGUACUGCAGGGUGGCGUGUUUAUGGUCGCACGACAGCUCGCCCGUGAACCACUGUUCCGGAAGUGUAUCCGGGAGUUGUACUUCGAGCGCGCCAAGCUUAACGUGCGCCCGACUAAGAAAGGCAUGAAAGAAAUCGAUGAAACGCACCCAUGCUACACGAUGAAGUAUCUGAAGGAGAAGCCGGUCCGCGAUCUGACUGGCGAUCAGUAUCUGAAGCUCUACAUCGCCCAGGAAGACAAGCUGCUAACGAUGGAGCUGGUGGACCGGAUCGAAGGCAACACGUCGGGCGACUUUCUCGAGGAACUGAAGGCACUCUACCAUCGCGACGAGUUUGCAAAGAACGUGCAGGAGUGGAACAAAGUUCGGGCGGAAUGUGUCGUGCUGGCCGUUAACCGCAUGGUCAUUCCGGAUCUAAAGCGCGAGCUGCACAACACGCUACUGACCGAGGCGAAGGACGCAGUGCUGCGUGUUUGCUGCCGAAAGCUGUACAACUGGAUCAAGGUCGCACCGUACCGACCACCGGUGCCCGAUUUUGACGAUUACGAGUGGGAAACGACACGCGGCGUUCGGGUGAUGGGUGUCGCCUACGUGCCCGACUACACACAAUCCGCGUUCGGGGCAAUAAUCGCCCCCGACGGUGAGGUGACGGACUAUCUGCGCAUACCGCACUUGCUCAAGAAGAAGAACGCGUACCGCGAAUCGGAAAAGCAGUGCAAAGAGACGGAUUUGCGCACAAUCACCAACUUCAUUCGCAGCAAAAAGCCGCACGUGAUCGUGAUCGGGGGCGAAUCGAAGGAUGCGCUGAUGGUGCAGCAGGAUUUUGUCGAGUGCUUAAAGCGACUGCAGGAAGAGGAACAAUUCCCGCAGAUAGCGGUCGAGAUCGUGGACAACGAGCUGGCCAAGGUGUACGCCAACUCGAUCAAGGGUACGAGCGAUUUUAAGGAGUAUCCACCACUGCUGCGGCAGGCAAUCUCGAUCGCACGGCGCGUGCAGGAUCCGUUGGUUGAGUUUUCGCAGCUGUGUAACUCGGACGAGGAAAUCCUUUGCCUGCGGUAUCACUCGCUCCAAGAGCAGCUAAGCAAGGAGGAGCUGUUGGAGAACAUUCAGCUCGAGUUUAUCAAUCGCACUAACGAGGUGGGUGUGGAUGUGAAUCUGGCCGUGCAGAACCCGCUGACGGCGAACCUGGUGCAGUUUAUCUGCGGCUUGGGUCCGCGCAAAGGGCAGACAAUGUUGAAGCUGUUGAAGCAAACCAACUCACGGCUCGAGAACCGAACGCAGCUCGUUACGACGUGUCACAUGGGUCCGAAGGUUUUCAUCAACUGCUCCGGCUUCAUCAAAAUCGAUACCAACUCGCUCGGCGAUAGCACGGAAACGUACGUGGAGGUGUUGGACGGUUCGCGCGUCCAUCCGGAAACCUACGAAUGGGCACGCAAGAUGGCAGUCGAUGCGCUGGAGUACGACGACGAGGAAGCUAAUCCGGCUGGUGCGCUGGAAGAAAUUUUGGAAGCACCGGAACGGCUGAAGGAUCUCGAUUUGGACGCGUUCGCGAUCGAGCUCGAUCGGCAAGGGUUCGGCAACAAGAGCAUUACGCUGUACGACAUUCGGGCGGAGUUGAACUCGCGCUACAAGGAUCUUCGCACGCCGUUCCGCUCGGUGACGGCGGAAGAGUUGUUCGAUUACCUCACGAAGGAAACGCCCGAAUCGCUGUACGUCGGUAAGAUGAUGCUGGCGACGGUGACCGGGUUUACCUACCGGAAGCCGCAGGGCGAACAGCUGGAUCAGGCUAACCCGGUGCGCAACGAUGAGACCGGCUUCUGGCAGUGCCCGUUCUGUAUGAAAACGGAAUUUCCCGAACUGUCCGAGGUGUGGAAUCACUUCGAUGCGGGCGAGUGUCCGGGGCAGGCGACCGGCGUACGGGUACGGUUCGACAACGGGCUGAACGGGUUCAUUCACAUCAAGAAUCUGUCCGACAAGCACGUGAAGAAUCCGGAGGAGCGCGUGCAGAUCGGGCAGACGGUGCACGUGCGCGUGACGAAGAUCGACAUUGAGCGGUUUUCGUUGGAGUGUUCGUCGAAAAGUUCGGAUCUGUGCGAUCGCAAGCAAGAGUGGCGCCCGCGGAAGGACGCCUGCUACGAUCAGGAAGCGGAAGAAGCGGACUCGCGCAAGGAGGCCGAUUCGAAGAAGCAACAGGCGCGGCAACAGUACGUGAAGCGCGUGAUCGUGCAUCCUUCCUUCCACAACAUCUCGUACGCGGAGGCACUGAAGCUGCUGGAAGGGUACGAUCAGGGCGAUGUGGUGGUGCGCCCGUCGAGCAAGGGUUCCGACCACCUGACGGCGACGUGGAAGGUGACGGACGACAUCUACCAGCACAUCGAUGUGCGCGAAGAGGGCAAAGAGAACGUGUUCAGUCUCGGCCAAUCGCUGUGGAUCGGGAACGAUGAGUUUGAAGAUUUGGACGAAAUCAUCGCCCGGCACAUCACGCCGAUGGCCAUCUACGUGCGCGAUUUGCUCAACUACAAGUACUACCGGGACACGGACGGCGGAUCGAAGGAGAAAGCGGAGGAAAUCAUCAAGGCGGAAAAGCAGAAAAAUCCCAACAAAAUCCACUACAUCCUAUCCGUCUCGAAAACGUACCCGGGCCGGUUUCUGCUGUCCUAUCUGCCGCGCAACAAGUUCCGGCACGAGUACGUGACGGUCACGCCCGACGGCUACCGGUUUCGGCACCAGACGUUCGAUUCGGUAAACUCGCUGCUCAAAUGGUUUAAGGAACACUUUCGCGACCCGAUACCGGUCGAUACGCCCAAGAGCACGCCCAAGGUGGGAGGAAUGUCGUCGCGCACACCGUACGGCAGCACGCCCAAGUUUAGCGAUAUUAAUAGUGAAACGAUCGAGUCGGUUGCGAAAAAUAUGCCUCCGCACAUGCUGAACUCGUUGUCGGCCGCGGCACACCGGACGCCGCACUAUUCCUUCACGCCGCUCGAGUAUGGGUCGAGCAAUUUCGUGACUACGCCCUACACACCGAGCGGACAAACGCCGUACAUGACGCCGUACCAGCAAACGCCCCACUUCUCGCAAACGCCCCGCUACGGCACCUCGACACCUUCCCAGUACUCCAACAAAUCCUCGUACACCGGGAUCCCGACCGGCCAUCCGCCACCUUCCGUCAGCCACCACGGGUACAAAUCGUCCUCGUCCGCGCGUGGCGGGAUGGGCGGUGCGAGCAGUGCGGCCAGCAGCAGCAGCCUCAUGAUGAUGCAGCAACCCUCACCGUACUCGAACAGCAGUGACCAUCACUACCGGACGCAAGCGUCGUCCCAGCAGCAGCUGCAGCACCAGAUGCACCAUGCGCGCAACAACGAGUACGACAGCUGGUCCAAGGCCACCGAUUCCUGGAGCAACCGGGGUGGUAGCAGUAUGAUGAAGAGCCAUCACGCUUCAUCAGACCGAAGCUCCGGUGGAUCUUACCAGCAUCAUCAUCGUGGUGAUGCCGGCCGAUCUAGCGAUUCCGUGACCUCGUCCAACUCGCACGACCAUCGCAUGACACCGCGCUCAUCGUCCAAAUAUUCGGCCAGCCGGUCCCCGAUGCCGCCACCUUCCCAACCGCCUCCCUCGUCGUCGGCGACACCAUCCCAACAGCAAGCCCAGGCGGCAUCGACGGCGGCAGCUGCUGCCUCUUUAACGCUCGGCGAUGCGACGCCACUGUGGGACGAAUAGGAGAUUUUCUAGCACAGGCGCUACUCCAGGAGAAACAAUCAUUAAUCGCGUUUUUUUAAGAAUGAUAAGCAAGCUCCCAAUAUAUUCGCCCCUGGGCGAUGGAUAAAAGCGAUCUUCAGCAUCCCUUUCCUACUUGCUGCUAUUCAUCGUGUCACACACGGUCCAACCGAUUGCGAUUGGACUUUGGAAUCAACGCGUAGGAAGACCACCUGGGUCCGGAAGUAUUUCAGAUAAGCGGCGAUCAUCAAGGACAGCAACCGGCGCGAACUGUUGUUGGUCGAUCAACUUUGCGAUUGCGUCUCACCUCUCAUUGUGUGCUGCGGGGCUACUAGCGCGCUGUGACGCACGAUGGAUACUCAAUUUCAAUCUUCGGACUGCUUGGACGGCAGGGCCAACACUGAUAACCGCAACGGACGCAUGGGUUUCCAACCGGUAUCGACCGCCGGUGGGUGGUUACAUCGGCUUAACAAUUCAGAAACGAACCCCCUUCCCCUUUUUCCUAGCGUUUAAGAUCCUUUAAUAAAAAGUAUAGACAUUUUUUUUUAAACUGUAA